GUCACUCACCACAUAUAAUUUAUAUCUUCCCCAGGGGUGGUUUUGGGGAUGGAAGCAUGCUUGUAGGGCCUGGUGAUCCUCGCUUUUUCCCAUUUGGUGAUGGUUCUGAUCGACCUGGCUUCAUGGGACCACCACAACCGGGUGUGCCACCUCCUGGUGCUCGUUUUGAUCCUUAUGGCCCACCUGGUGUUCCAGGAUUUGAGCCUGGCCGGUUCACAAGGCAACCUCCAAGAAGGCCAGGAGGCGGGCAUCCAGAUCUCGAGCAUUAUCCCGGCGGUUCCGAUUUUAUGUAAUAAAGUAUGUGCACAACUUAAAGUCUGGCAGUAACUAUCAUAUAGACUUGGUUUGCUUUUUAUCAGCUGUUUUGUUUUCCCUUGGUGUUGGUUUUAUCCCCAGCUGAUUGUUUAUAACUUAAAUAAAUAUAAAUAAAGUUUUGGUUUAGUUUUA
Molecule: messenger RNA, 447 nt
Organism: Camelina sativa (false flax)
Lineage: Eukaryota; Viridiplantae; Streptophyta; Magnoliopsida; Brassicales; Brassicaceae
Source: RefSeq, a predicted model, not a curated record